Molecule: messenger RNA, 4072 nt
Organism: Linum tenue
Lineage: Eukaryota; Viridiplantae; Streptophyta; Magnoliopsida; Malpighiales; Linaceae
Source: the annotation of a GenBank genome assembly
CAUUUCUCGCAUCGAGAGAGUGGAAGAAAGAAAUACACAGAACUUGCGGCAAACGAAACGAAUCGCCUCUUCCACCACCGCUCAGACAGUCACUCUUCCCACAUAUUCAUUCCCUUUUCUUGCCUCGUUCGAGCUUCGUUCGUUUCACGGGGAGACCGUUUGGCGAGUCGGAAAGCGCUCGGGAAAAAGGAGAAGAAAGAGCAGAGCAAAACGAAGGAAGGAAGGAAGGAAAAAAUGGUGCUGUGGGAGAUCACGCUAGCGACGGCUUACUUCUUGGGACUGAAACGGACCUACAGGCUCGCUCUCAAGCUACAACGCAAGGCCGUCAGCCCUAAGCAUCCUAAGAUCCGCGAGUUUCUCCACAGGCGGACACGUGCAGUGUUCAGUGCUGCUCUUUCAGUCCACCAGAAUAUACAACAGAGAGACUUGGAAGUAGGCAGGAACGUCGGCAACUGGAUUCUCCGAUGGCUCGAUAGGAUGAAGCCUUCUGCUGGGAUCCGCCCUCACGAUCAAGUCACGUCAUCAAAUAUACGAAAGAUAACUCAGUCAAGCAGCAGCGCCAAUAACCUAAAGAAUUCUUCGGGCAGUGUCCAGUCAUCCAGAAAUGGCGAAUCAUCCAACAGGCAUCUCUUCUCUUCCUAUAGAGCCACAUGGUCUAAGCCGUUCCCUACUAUCGCAAUGAUGAUCAGGCCGCCAAGACCUGCUGGAACUACGACACAGUACAGGCACCUCAAUAGCUGGACAGGUCCUGAGAUGUUCGGACGAAGCCCUGUGAUCGGCACAAGUGGUUUCGGUGGAUUGCUGAGGAAGGAUGUAAUGCAGUAUCUACUGCAGAACUGAAAUAUGGAAAUGCAAGUGAUCAUUGCAAGAUUUCUGAUGAUGGUUCGACUGGCUUAGGUAAUAGCUUCCAUCACUCAUCAGUGUGAAGAAUAAUGGAUUUUUGUUGCCUUUUGGUACUUGGGGCAGCGAAAUCAGACUAUGCAAUAUCCAGUUUUUGUGUUUUCACUGUACAAACUGGUGUCCAAGUGUUGAUCUUUAUAGAUCCACUGGUAUGUAGCACAUCCAUAGUUUGAACAUCAAAAGCUUUUGUGACUGUUCUUUAGCACUCUGUAACAAUGUUGCUGAAAUUUCAAUUUAGAUCUUAAUACCUUACAAUUUUACUAUAUCAACGAUUCGAGUUUACAAUGAACCAUCCAACUGCAUCUUCCAAUAGUUAGAAUAUAAUUUUUUCUGCAACAUUUCCUUUGCACUUGAUGAAUAAUAAGUGUAUGAAGAAAUCUUACACAGGAACCAUUUCAUACAUUAAUAGUUUCAAAACACCAUAAAUUUUGAUGGACUGAGAAUGAGCUCCAUCUCCAGAGUGGAAUGAAUGAACUUGAUUCUUCAGCUCAAUCCAACUGCAACCUCCAUUCUUCUUCAAUCCCUUUUCCUUCAUCAGCUUCCUAACUUCCAAAACGUCCUUCCACCUCCCAGCUGAAGCAUACAAGUUCGACAAAAUUACAUACCCUCCAGAGUCUCUCUCUGCUGCUGGCCAUAACUUCUUUGCCGUUCUCUCUGCCAGCUCCUCGUUCUUAUGCCUUUGACAGCCGCUCAGUAGAGCUGCCAAUGCAUUGGGCUCCGGUUCAACUGGCAUUGAUUCAAUGAGCUCCUCAGCUUCUUCCAGUCUCCCUGCUCUUGAUAGCAUGUCGACUAGACAUGUGUAGUGCGAACCGUUCAUUUUUGUCUCAAAGGUUCUGAAGUACUGGAGUCCUCUGUUGACUAAGCCAGAGUGAGAGCAGGCGAAGAAGACCGAGGAGAGCAUGAGGUCGUUAGGUGGAGUUCUACUGUCCAUCUCGUCAAACAGCUUGAGGGCUUCCAUCGCGAAUCCACUCUCGGCAAGCCCCUGGAUCAUCACAGUCCAAGUGAACUCAUUUCUCUGCGGCAUUCUGUUGAACACCCUACAGGCACCCUCCACAUCGCCCGAUUUCGCGUACAUGUCAGUGAGAGCAGUGCCUACAAACACGUCCGACUGAAUCCCAAGCUUGAUUGCUUUGCCAUGGAUGUUCUUCCCUUUUUCCAAAGAAGCUGUGGUUGCACAAGCACAUAGCAGAGAAGAGAAUGUGGAUUUAUUUGGCCGUUCUCCAAACAAAAGCAUCUGAUUGAAUAGGUCUAACACCUUGUCAAAUUGCUUGUUAUCCAAGUAACCGGUGAUCAGAGCACUCCACGAGACGCUGUUAGGUGAAGGCAUUGCUUCAAACAACGAGUUGGCUUCUUCCAUUUGUCCAUUGAACCCAUACCCGCCAAUCAUGGAGUUCCAGGUGACAACAUUCUUCUCUGCAACGGAAUCGAAUAACAGGCGUCCCUCGUUAGUCUGCCCACAUUUACAGUAGAGAUCAAUAAGAGAGCUGGAGAUGUACACAUCUCUCUCCAUCCCGAUUUUCACCGUAUGUCCAUGGAUGUUCAUCCCGGAUUGCAGAGCCUUGACAGCGGUCAAUGCGUUUAUAACACUAGAGAGGCAUGAUACAUUAACGAGUUUUCCCUCUCGUACCAUUUUGUGGAAGAGGCUCAAUGCUUCUUCGGGAUGGCCACUCUGGCUAUACCUAGAAAUCAUUGCGCUCCAUGAAACUUCAUUUCUCUGAGGCAUCUCGUCAAAGAUUCUUCUCGCUUCGACCAAAUCCCCAUUCUCGACGUACAUAUCUAAUAUGCCUGUCCAAGAAACUACAUCUCUUUCCGCCAUGCUAUCAAACACUCUCCUGCUAGAAUCUGUUUCGCCCAUUCUCAAGAACAAUGUGAUCAAAGAAUUGGAAACUGACAACUUAUGUUCAUUUCCAGUCUUGAUAAUCAAACCCAACAAACUCAUCCCUAACCUGAACUCACCAGUUUCUGAGCACGCCUUGAGAACCGAUGUAAACGUGACUUCAUUCGGCCUGAUCUCUGAUUCACAGAGCUCCAAGAACAUGCUCAAAGCCUCUAACAUCAAACCAUUCUGGACGAACCCGCUAAUCACAGCCGUCCAAGAAACCACAUUCUGAAACGGGUUCCUCCUAAAAUACCACAAUGACUCGUCAACUCUCCCCGACUUCAUGAACCCCGAAAUCAACGAAGUCCACGACACCUCGUUUCUCUCGGGCAUUUCGUCGAACACCUUGCGAGCUUUGUCAAGUUCCCCCGACUGUAGGCUAGCAUUUAUGAAACAGUUGUGCACGACGAGAUCAAACCGAUCGAAUUCCUUCGCAACCUGAUGAGCUUCCGCGGGUUUCCGGCCAGUUAGAUACAUUAUCAGGAGCUUCACGGAGAUGUACCUCUCGGAGGAAGUACCGGUUUUGAUCAAAUGGCCAUGGAGGACGGUUCCUCGAGCGAUGGUGGUGGUUUUGAAGAGAGACAAGCAUUUGGACACGAAAGCUUCGAAAUUCGCAGCUGGGUUUGGAACUAGCAGAGACUUGACGGCACUUCUCAUAGAGAAAUGGCAAUCGCACAAACAGUCUAAGCCGUCGGAAGCGGCUCUGUUGCAAUUCGAUCGCUCGGCAAAACCUUGAAGGUCGUCUGAAUCGCACUUUGAGGUAGCGACUUCGAGCGAAUCUGUUGACGGGUAAUGAAACUGAGAUGGAAUUAGCAGAUAGAGCAGUUGGGCUUCUGUUGACUCUCAUCAGCUUAUCUAUCUUCACAUAUUUUACCUUCUGGGUUAUCAUCGUGCCAUUUGUAGACAGCGAUCACUUUGUUCACCAAUAUUUCCUGCCUCUGGAGUAUGCCAUUAUCAUACCGGUAUUCGCUGGUGUAGCCCUUCUCUCCUUACUGUCUCUGUUCGUUGGCUCUGUGAUGCUUAAAUCCAGGAAGAAGAACAAGAAGGCAUGAUUCAGCUUACCUAAUUUCUUUUGUCACUGAUGUAGAGCUGCUAGGAGAAUUUUUUUGGUUACUUCCUUACACGUCGCUCUGGAACGUGUAUUCUAUUGGCGGGUUCUAACGUUGGUUUUUAACUAUGAGGUAAUAGGUUCAAAUUUUUUAAGUAGCGCCUAACAAUAAAACUAAAUCGAUUUCACUCUUAUAAAAAAAAUAUAUAUCGUUGUUGUUUGUUAUCAUAUACAUUCGUCCAAUC